Molecule: messenger RNA, 1608 nt
Organism: Plasmodium cynomolgi strain B
Lineage: Eukaryota; Apicomplexa; Aconoidasida; Haemosporida; Plasmodiidae
Product: actin-like protein
Exons: 2
Coding region: 1-1608 (535 amino acids)
Biological process (GO): Arp2/3 complex-mediated actin nucleation
Cellular component (GO): Arp2/3 protein complex; actin cortical patch
Molecular function (GO): actin filament binding
Source: RefSeq, a predicted model, not a curated record
AUGAAGGGGCAGGGCGAGGGGCGGAAAACUCCCACGUACAGCCCCAUAACGGAGAGCCUGUACCUCAAGCUGAAGGACCCACUGGGGCCCGACAUCCAAAAGCUGAACAGUUACCUGCCUAUAGAAAAUAAUAUCGUCCUGUUGACUCUGGGAAAUUAUUCUUUCAAAGUUGGACUGAUAAAUAAGUACGACUGCAAAUUACAAAGCUUGAGGGUACCCCAAAUGGAAGUUAUUGAGCCAUGGAAGGAGCUGGGAUAUGCACACCCUCCAUAUAAAAACUACGACAUCAUAGAAGAGUGCCUUUUCCACUGCUUUAGUAAUUUUUACAAAAUAAAUUUAAAAGACAAAGAUUUGUUUAUUCCCUUUUCUAGCAUAAAUAGUACGCAUGAUUUUUCCACUUUGGGGGAUAUUUUAUUUGACACAUUUCAAGUGCAGAGUGUGACCUUUAGGGAGCCAUCCUUUCUCUCGUCACUCAUCAUUUUGGAGAACCUGGCGAAGGAGAGGCAGGAGAGACAACACGGGCGUGAGGUCCUACUUUAUAGAGAUGAUCAGAAGGACUCUUCUACACACUGUGACUAUACCGGUGACACCGUCAGAACGGGAGGCGAAAAAGCCAAAGGAGAACAUACCGCACCGCGGAAAAAAAUAGUGGGGAGGGAACCAUACCCGGGGGGUCAGGGACCCUACCCGGAGGAGUGCCUCUCCAAUCUACACGCUUUAAAAUUGUUCAAUUUCACCGCUCUCCUAGUCAACAUCGGAAGUACUAAAACGAUCUGCACACCUGUGAUAAACGGAAUCCCACUGCCUGACCUGACCAGCACCUACCACAUCGGGGGGUACGACAUAGACAAUCAAAUUUUCGAUGAAAUGAAAAAGAAUAAAACCUACCAAAAAGACAUAUCAAUGGAGGCUGCAAAAAUUGCAAAGGAGAAACGAGUAUUCACUCCGAAAACUAGAGAAGACUGUGGUUAUCUUUCCCUACUUUACGAUCAAACUCCGAGAAAUUAUUUAGUUAGCUCGUUCGAGUUACAUUUUAAUAAAAUAUCCUCCUCAGCUGUAGCCUCCACUGAAAUAUUUUUCUCUCCAUAUCAUUUGGGAAAUUACUUAAAAACGGAGUCGUACAAGCAGCUGCACACGUACGAUGAGAACGAGGGAUUUCGUUUGAGCGGGUCUCCCAGCUGGAUCCCGAACUCGAAUGUAAGUGAGUCCUCCCCUAGCUGGAAAGCCAUCCUGAGCUCCACCCUCACACAGAGUACCCUCCCCUGUGUAAUUUACGACACUAUUCAAAGGUGUCCCAUCGAUACUCGAAAGGAACUCUUUGAAAAUAUCUACCUGACGGGGGGAUCCAGCAUCAUCAGGGGUUUUCGUGAAAGAUUACAAAAUGAAUUGUAUGACUUUGUAAAAAGGAAAAACUUUUACAGCAACGUUUGUAUCAAUGUGCAUGCUGUGCGGAGAAGGAUGCUACAAAAAUAUGCCACCUACUCGGGGGCUCACUACUUUUUGGAGCUCUUCGAUUAUCAUAAUUAUCAGAUCACACGGGCGGACUAUCAGGAGUGUGGGGACAGCAUCCUGGAGCGUCUGAGUUUGCAGGGGAAGCUUCUCUUCUAG